Molecule: messenger RNA, 642 nt
Organism: Solanum dulcamara
Lineage: Eukaryota; Viridiplantae; Streptophyta; Magnoliopsida; Solanales; Solanaceae
Exons: 5
Coding region: 1-642 (213 amino acids)
Source: RefSeq, a predicted model, not a curated record
AUGGCUACACCAAAGGGUAAAACAUCAAGUGAUCAACAAGAAAUUGAUCUCAAUCUCUCACUCGGUGGCUCUUAUAAUUAUGAAAAUCCUAAAGAAAUUUCAAUGCCUCAGCCUUUUUCACAAAUUAUAGCAUCAGUUGCCAACAAUCCUGCCUUUCAGCGGGCUAUUAAGAUUAUAAGAUCUGACAUGGAUAACAACUCAAAAGAUAUGCCUGAAAUUUAUGAGAAGAGAAAAGCAACUACGCCAACUUUUGUUCCAGCCCUCUCAACCAUGACGAAAAAAAAUGGAGAAUGUGCUAUCAAAUCCAACACAGAAAAGGGUAAGUCAAUUGUAUUAUCAGAAAGCAAUGGUAAAGAGCCGUUAAAGAAAGUUAAGAAUCCCCAUAAUUUUCUCACUUUGAUGGAUAAUAGUGACCUACUAAGGAGUGUCGUCCUGGUAGGGAUUCUGAUUGACCCCUCUGGUAGGAUUCGAGAUUUAGCUGAUACCUACGCUCAGGAGAUGGCACAUCAAAAGAGAGGUAUAGAUCCAGGGGAACGUAGGAUUCAUUCUUCACCAAGUCAGAGAGAUAGAUUUCCCUUAGAGGCACACUGCGAGUCUCCAGUACCUCUAGUACCAGCUUCCUCAAUGCUUAUUGAAGCCUAA